AUGAGAGAUUUGUUUACCCCUAGACCUAUACAGUUCAUCGAUGAGGGGUAUUCAGAAAUAGACAAUGAGUCUACAAUGUCACUUGAUCUGAACACUGUCGACUGUCAAGUCCAAGACGGAAAAAUAUAUGACGAUGAAGACGAAGACGAUGCGUACAGUUGGUCGGAUGAUGAAUUGGAUGACUCUUCAGUGGAACUCUACAGUAUCACUUCCCCAUACAGUCAGGAAGAAGCCGAACGACUGGAAUUGAUGCAUCUGAUUUUCACAAUGACUGCAGACGGCUUUCUACACCUAGCACCUAUCAAAUGGCAUCCUCAGCGCAUAUUAGAUAUAGGUUGUGGAACGGGAACAUGGUGCAUCGAAAUAGCAGAUGCAUAUCCAAGCGCCGAGGUUGUUGGGGUCGAGCUCAGUCCUUCUCAACCGAUUCUGGUUCCUCCAAAUUUGACUUUUCGAAUUGACGAGUUUGACGACGAGUGGACCUAUUCCUGCUCCUUUGACUACAUUCAUGCUCGCCUUCUGGCGGGUAGGGUUCGCGACUGGCCGAGGCUGAUGCGGCAAUGUUUCGAGAACUGCAAUCCUGGUGGAUGGAUAGAAUUCCAGGAUAUAUAUCCUUUAUUUGAAUCCCAACACGGGCCAACUUCCCAAAACACCGUCCUGGUAGGAGAGGUCAUGUACCCAGGCCCAUUCUUGGCACAAUGGAUGCAUGAAGCUGGGUUCAUUAAUAUACGCGUGGUCAAAAGAAACCAGCCCGUGACCUCUUACGAAGAUGUGAAGCUGGUGAGACUCUAUCGGAAGUCGGAUGAAGAAAAUCGUGAAAUUGACCACCUUGUGGAGUGGCAAACGGACCUCAGCAGUGAGACACAAUGCCAUGAACAGCUUUCCACAAGCUUGAAAUCAUUUGUGAACUCAGCUUGUUGGAAUCAAGAUCAACAGAAUACUUCCCGUGAUGACCUCACGGGUGAUGUUAUCCAUUCCUCGCCGGUCUCGAUAGAUCUCUAUACCAUUUACGGCCAGAAACCAUGA
Molecule: messenger RNA, 1023 nt
Organism: Talaromyces amestolkiae
Lineage: Eukaryota; Fungi; Ascomycota; Eurotiomycetes; Eurotiales; Trichocomaceae
Exons: 5
Coding region: 1-1023 (340 amino acids)
Molecular function (GO): methyltransferase activity
Source: RefSeq, a predicted model, not a curated record